UUCUACAACAAUUGGUACUACACGACUGUCGUGAAAUUCGUCUGGCAAGUAGUCCGCAGACUGUCGUUGAUCUUUUGCAAAAAUGGGAUUCGGUGACUAUCCCGCGGAAUAUAAUCCGUCUAUUCACGGGCCCUAUGAUCCAGCCCGAUAUUACGGAAAACCGGACACUCCGUUGAGCCAAGUAAAGUUAGGAGAGCUAGGCGGAUGGUUUGGUCGCCGCAACAAGAAUCCCAGAGCCAUGGUGGCCGCAGUGUCUCGAGCAUGGUGGCGUUGGCAGCAUAAAUACGUUCAUCCAUCUAAGGCUGGAAUUGCUCCAAUUUAUCAACUAAUAGUUGGUAGCAUGAUAUUCUUCUAUACUAUCAACUAUGGCAAGAUCAUUCGCCACAGGAACUACAAGUACCACUAAUGGUUCGCUCUGCAAAUAGAAAAAAGAAGAGUAUAGUGUUACAUGAAUUGUAUGUUGCAAAUUUGUCCAAUCUAACAUAAUUAUUGGCUGAAUAAAGAAAAUAUCCAAAGUA
Messenger RNA from Athalia rosae (coleseed sawfly), 518 nucleotides. RefSeq names its product putative ATP synthase subunit f, mitochondrial (gene ATPsynF). Gene Ontology annotation, biological process: proton motive force-driven mitochondrial ATP synthesis. The coding region runs from base 83 to 406 and encodes 107 amino acids. Gene Ontology annotation, molecular function: proton-transporting ATP synthase activity, rotational mechanism. The transcript is spliced from 4 exons. The record is from RefSeq and is a predicted model, not a curated record. NCBI's taxonomy places the organism in Eukaryota, Metazoa, Arthropoda, Insecta, Hymenoptera, Athaliidae.